This is a messenger RNA of Anopheles arabiensis, 3233 nucleotides long. RefSeq lists its product as uncharacterized. The coding region runs from base 783 to 2951 and encodes 722 amino acids. Gene Ontology annotation, molecular function: protein binding. Lineage: Eukaryota; Metazoa; Arthropoda; Insecta; Diptera; Culicidae. The transcript has 6 exons. The record is from RefSeq and is a predicted model, not a curated record. Gene Ontology annotation, cellular component: stereocilium tip; stereocilia ankle link complex; plasma membrane. Gene Ontology annotation, biological process: rhabdomere development.
CCGAUGCUUUCAAUGUAGCGCUAAAGCUCAGCCCAGGCGGACGCGUUUCGGGGUCCGUGUGCGUGUAUAUAUUCCCUACGUUUUCUCCCCUGUUUUGUUUGUGUGUUUGUUUCGCAAUUGUGUUGCCUGUGCCUGUGUGUUUGAAUCCUGCUCCAGCGAGACAUAGAAAGGUGCGGAUAGAGAAGGGAAGGAGCUGAUCCUCUACAGCCCCUGAUCGCGUGUGAGUGAAAAAGAUCGGUUCGGUUCGGUGUGGACGGGUUUCCGAUGGGGCCCGAGAGCCACCACACACUAUUAUAGUUCUACCGGAAACGGUGAAGCGCACCAGCAGCAGAAGAACAUGGCGUCCAGCAUCAGCGAUCGGCAACCGGUGUGACCGUGUGUGAUGCGAUUCGGCGCUUGGUGUCAGUUAUACGUGUUCGUAUUUAAUGUGUGUGUGUCCCACAAAAAUAAGUCUGCAAUGUGAAGUGUGUUCCGAAAUUGGUAUAUUGCGAAAAAACACAGUAAAAUAAACGUAGAGUGGCAUGUGCUGAUAGCUUUAGUACUCAGUUGAUCCGGUAAUAAAUUAUCGCAAAACGAUCAACGCGUGUUUUCCCCCACGAUGACAACAAGCAGCGCUGCAAAGCGUUUCUAGCGAGAACCCAUCCAUCACACCGAUCUCCGCAGUGUGUGUUAGUUCAGCACCGUCGUCUAUAAUCAGCGCCGGGUGUUUGCCCGUCUUCGUUUCGGCUGUGCAGAUUGGACGGCCCUACAAUCGCGGUCCGGAUCGAUCCCGCGGUCCCGCAAUGGUCGACUACUGUAACACACGAUCGGCGACUAGUGCAGCUACCUCCAUCGCGACUCCCGCCACCUUUCGACCAAGUAAAUCGCGACAUGGGGCACGUGAAAAAUCCCUACCGCUGCACAAAUCGCUCGGCGAAGGAGCGAUGGACGCUGGGCAGCAGGCACGGGUGCGUACGGUGCGUCUGGUACGGCCCCACCAUGGCUACAGUCAUCGGAACCUACCGAUCACGGGCAGCAACUUUGGCUUUUCCAUACGCGGCGGGUUGGAGUACGGCACCGGGUUCUUCGUGUCCGCUAUAGAGCGUGAUUCUGAAGCUGAUCGGCAGGGAUUGAAGGUAGGAGAUCAGAUCAUACGCGUCAAUGGGUAUCAGGUGGAGGAUGCAGUACAUCGCGAGCUGGCCCAAUUCAUUGCCAAUCAGGAGCGACUGAUCAUGAAGGUGCGCGGGCUCGGCAUCCUACCGAUCAAAGAACGUACAGCCGACCCGCUAACCUGGCACGUGGUGUCGUUUGGAAUGUCGCGUGACAAGCAGGACGCGCUGCUGCUGGAGGAACCGUGCGGUGGGCGCGAUGUGAAGGUGAUCCUCUCGGUGGCACCCCGCACCAAGCUGGGCUGCGGCAUUUGCAAGGGUCCCGACUGGAAGCCGGGCAUAUUUGUCCAGUUCACCAAGGAGGGAGGCGUGGCGCGGGAGGCCGGCUUACGGCCCGGCGAUCAGAUUCUGUCCUGCAAUGGGCACAGCUUUGCCGAGGCCACGUUCGGCGAGGCGGUGGCCGUGAUGAAGUCAUCGCACGUGCUCGAGCUGGUGGUGCGCCCCAGUGCCGGGUUGGAUCUGUUCCCGGGCGAAUCGAGCGGCUACAACAGCUCGGCGAGCAGUGUCAACGGUGACCAGAGUCCGUGCUGGGGUGACCAGACGUCCAAGCGGCUAAGCAUCGUGCGGGAGGAAUCGAUCACGCACGAUCGCCGUCGGCUGGCAGCGGCACCGGUCGCAACAGUACCGGAAAUGCCACCAGCCAGCGAUAGAAAAUUGGGCGUCCCACCUCCACCGCCGCCUCAACCCCAACAACAACUCCAUCAUCAGGAUGAACAACAGGUUCAGCAGCAGCAGCAGCAGCAGCAACAACAACUGACCCCGAGGGGCACACUGGCUGGAGGGGCGACACGCAGGAAGAACACCACCAUCAUCGAGUUCUCCGAGCGGGGCGCAAUCGUGAACCCUGAAGCGAAACAGAGUGAAACGAAAACGAUCAUUGUCGAGGUGCACCGGAGCGCAUCGGCCGGCUCGAUGGUGGACGACGAGACGGGCCAUGGAGCUGCAGCAGCGGGUACGAUCAUUCCACCGCCUCCGCCCCUGUUCGCCGACACCGUCACGACAUCCAGUGGCCAGUCGGUGACGAAUGCAGCAGCGGCACCGUCCAGCACGUCGCUAGCGCAAGAACAAGCGUCCGCCGCUGCGGCCCAUCACAGCCUGAGCAACGCAAUAUCGGACGAGCUGCGGCGCCGGGCACAGAAGAAAGCGGCACCGGCGGGCGGCGGCGCGACGGACCCGGCCACCGGGCCGGCCGCCGCCCUCACCGAGCUCGAGAAUCGGCUGAAGGAAAAGAACGUCCGUUUGCGCCCGGUAACGAUGGCCAUUUCAGACGAACGGCACACCGCCCUGAUGGACGAGUUCCGGGCGGUGCACAAACGUAUGUUCAAGAAUGGAUUCGACAACGCGGAACUAAAGAAACAGCCCCCCAAAACGAAUGAUGCGGACCACGGUCAGCCGAUCCAGGACGCAGUCAACGGUGCAAAUGGGGCAAGGAAAUCGCCCAAAGGCACGAUGGGACGAGUGGCGGCGUCAGAAAUGGCCAAGGCAAGCGGCGACAGUGCCGAGCUGGAAUCGAUCGAAUCGUUCAAGCUGAACAAUCCGCAACAACCACCGGUACGGCCCCCUUCGUACUACUUCUGCCCGCAGGCAACCGGGCCGCCAACGAUGAAGAAAUCCCAAAAACCGAUCGCCGUCACGAUCAGCGAGUAUGCGACGAGUGCGGGACGGACGGAAGAGCCCAAAAAGACGACCCGGUUCGAUUUUGGACAGCUGCGAUCCAUGACGGAAGCUAUCGGGGGUGGUGGUCCCGUCGGUGGCCCUAAGGAGGGCCCGUUAAGUAGACAGCGCCAAGCUCCAGCAACGUAGCGUUAUGGCAUGACUAAUAGAUAGGAUAGGGCGAAAAUAAAACUGCAAUGUUUAACGACCAAAUAUGCGAUCGAUGCGAACGGUGGUGCGAACCCACCUUCCUCCCCCAUUCAAGACAAGCACACUGCACAUGACUGGGUUCCAUGGAUGGUUUAAAAGGUGUAUUUUUUUGUUCUUUGUUUGUGGUGAUACAAUAUGUAAGAUACAUAUACAUAUUGUAACGUAUUUUGUCAUAAGUAAGUGUAAUCGAUCGAUUAUAACAUGUGAUUGUGGAUAUAAAAA